This is a messenger RNA of Sphaeroforma arctica JP610, 1536 nucleotides long. RefSeq lists its product as hypothetical. The transcript is spliced from 2 exons. Lineage: Eukaryota; Ichthyosporea; Ichthyophonida. The record is from RefSeq and is a predicted model, not a curated record. The annotation marks the transcript as partial.
GAACUACUUAUCCUGCGCUGUAUACGUGCAUUGGCAUCAGUCGGACGUGAAGAAGGACGGCCACUGAGCGGAAAUCAUCGAGCUAGAAAAGAAAUACAAUCCAGUCGACAGAUCGCGGACGCGUUAAAAUGGCUUCUACGUGUAGCCCUCCCGCCCGAUGUCGAGCUGCACGAGAUUGUAUACACUACAGCGCCAACUCCGUGUUGCCAUGGAGCGCACACUCAGGCCCACGAUACACGCCGGGACGUGUAUGUUCUACGGCCCCGGGAGGACACGUGCACACGCAUCACUAGCGCUCUGUGCAUCAGGCGAGCGUUGGGGAUAGAGUUUGAAGAAAAUGAACCUGACUGCGAGAUCAAAGAAAUUGAACCAGAAGGCGUGGGCAGCGCCAGUACCAGCGAUAUGGCCAAUGAUAAUGAGAGCCACAGGGAGUCAGCAGAGCUACUGUCCAAAGUCGAAGUUGACAAAGCUCUGGACGAAGAAGCUGACUCGGAUGAGGAACAUAAUACACUCGAUCUGAGUGGUAGCGUUGAUAAAGCUACAAAGAAUGUAGAAGCCGCCGGAGCUGGGAAGGAUCCAAUACACAACUCAGAAGACUCCGAUAGCGAUCAACUGCCCUGCCUGUACAGUACACCCGAGACCCCGAUACAGGGUUUUAAGAUGAAAGAACACGCACACAGCAAGGCUAAACCGAAAAGAAAGCGGGCAAAACGUCGGACUUUUAUAAGAGUCCCGCCGUCAGUGGAUCAGUUCAUGGUAGGCAAUCGCCAUGAGAAGCGAGCCCGACAAGCUACCGCAACGUUUGAACAUUUCUUAGGUGAACCCUUAGAUUGGGCAGUAUUGCGAAGUUCCCCGGAAAAUUGCACACCAGAUACGGAUGCUUCAGGAGGUAAGGUACGUGCUCUACCAAAAUCAACAGAAAAAGUCGUAAAGCCCACCCCCUUUUCGGACAAUGGCCCUACUAACCUGCAAAAGGAUAAAGGUAUACUACACAAGUCACAGAACACGAUGGCUGAUCCGGUUGAUAGCCUGCCACCCUUGGGAUUCUUGGAUUUCGAUGACACAUCUCAGGGUCUGCCCCCACUGAGUGCUACAUUGUCGUCAUCAUCGCGUGAGUAUGUAGAGGCGGUGGGUUUGGGAACAGCUAAAGGCAUAACCCCCCCCCUGCACUCGAGUAAGAAAGAUGAAAGUAUAGUGCAACACGGUAGUGUUGACCGCGCGAUAAAUCACAGUAUAGCCCAAGAAGAUGCAGCUAAGAACCGUCUCAUAAACCCAGUACAAAAAAGUACACGAACACUCAGUAGUCACAGCCCUGUCCAAAAGCUUCACACGCAGCCAGAUACUGCUGCAAUCGAAAAGCCAACUUUAUGCUCGACACAAUUAGACUUCAGCGGGAGAUGCGAGUCGUCGGAAAAUGUUGAGAUACUGGCACUGCUUCAAAAUACGAAAACACAGGAUAAACACAUGCAAGGGGACCCCUAUACAACAAGCGCUUUGCCGGACAAACUACCAACUCUUCCUUUAAUUCCCCGGUGA